Molecule: messenger RNA, 1068 nt
Organism: Talaromyces amestolkiae
Lineage: Eukaryota; Fungi; Ascomycota; Eurotiomycetes; Eurotiales; Trichocomaceae
Exons: 2
Coding region: 1-1068 (355 amino acids)
Cellular component (GO): plasma membrane
Source: RefSeq, a predicted model, not a curated record
AUGUUCACACCCAUCCACACAGCCCUGGGGGCACUGCUGCUCUUCAGCGGCUCAUUUGGGCUGCUACUACACAACGGACGCGUCUUUGGCAUUUCGUCGAUUCUACGGACUUGUCUGUUGGAUCCUGGGUUGUUGUUUCGCGGUAGUUGCGACAGGAAGAAGCAAGAGAAUAAGCCGACAGAGGAGGUACGGGAAGACGAGAAUUUCCCUACAUUGGCGGGACUGAUUACGAGUCCGUUACUGGUUAAGCUGCUGGUUCCUUCGUUGCUUCCUGCGUAUUCUGGGGCAGGGUCUACGACGACGUGGGUUUCGGCGGCUGCGACGGUUGGGUUAGGGUUUUUGACGGGAUGGGGAACGAAGAAUGACCAAGGCUGCACAUCCGGCCACAUGCUCUGCGGUCUAUCUCGUCUCUCAGCACGCUCCCUGAUCGCUACCGCUGUCUUCUUCACUAGUGCUCUCGUCACGGCCAAUUUCUCCCCCUUUCUGACAGGUGUGGACGUCAUCCCUGCAUGCGACGAUGGCGCCAUUCCCUGCUAUUCCCCCGCGUAUCCCUCCGGACAUGAGUUGGCUGUCAUGACGACAAGCUGCGUUUCGGCAUUAUUUACUACUUUCGUCCUUGGGCCAAAAUUUCUGACGCGUUCGUACACGUCGAGGCGAGUUUUUGCCUAUCUUGCGGGUGUCCAGUUCGGGCUUGGAUUGCUGUUCUCUGGCAUGGCCGACCCCCAAAAAGUCAUUAGAUUUUUCGCCGUGUUUGGCGGAGAUGUCGACAAAUGGGAUCCAUCAUUGGCGCUGAUUAUUCUUUUCGGAAUCGGUCCCUCGCUUAUUGGGUUCUUGAUCUUUGAACCGGGAAAGAAAGAAAAAUCGCCCACGUUAGCGCAUAAAUGGUCUCUGCCAAAACUCACAGUUGCCGAUAUUAAAUGGCCGUUCGUUGUGGGAGCAAUGACUUUCGGUGUGGCUUGGGGUUCAAGUGGCGUAUGUCCUGGACCGGCUAUUCUGAGAUCUGUUCUUCAACCGAUUUGGGGCGUUCUUUGGAUGAGUGGAUACUACCUGGGUGGUGUUGUAGGAUAG